Dentiscutata erythropus is the source of this 1277-nucleotide messenger RNA. Lineage: Eukaryota; Fungi; Glomeromycota; Glomeromycetes; Diversisporales; Gigasporaceae. The record is from the annotation of a GenBank genome assembly.
UGAAAAAAUUUUUAUUCAUGCCAGAACUUUUAGCUGAUUGUCUUUACGAAAUAUUUAAAUAUUUGAGGAAUGAUGAUAAAGAUGAUAGAAAAUCUUUAAAUAAUUGUAUUUUCGUUAGUAGACUUUGGUGUAAAAAUGCCAUUCCUUUAUUUUGGGCUUGUCCUUGGAACGAUGGUGGAAAUUUUGUAUAUAAACCAACUAUUAUUAAAACUAUUUUAUCUUGUUUAUCUUUUGAUUCUCGUCAAAAUUUAUUAAGUAAUGACAUUGCUACUUCUUAUCUUACUUCUCAUCGUCUUCCUUUAUUUAAUUAUAUUACUACUAUAUUAGAACAUGAAUUAUAUAAUUUAUAUAUGUCAAAAGCUUCUUCCAUCUCAAGACUUCUUGAUCUUCCUGAUUUUCCUAUUAUGUAUAUGCCUGGUGCAAGAUUAUGUUUAUCUCAUCUUUCUGAUUUGGAUUGUAGUACUGAAGAUUCUCCAAGGUACUUUUUUUGUCUGGCUGAAUUCUGUAGAAAAAUUCAAAGGCUUCGUGUUUAUCCUUGUGAAGAAGAUAAUCAAGGAUUGGCUACCUUAAUUAAUUUACAACAUCGUUUAAUUCAUCUGGAUUUGGGUACUGAUAAUAGUGAAAUGGUUGAAAAAUUAAUUCAUAUUGGUGAAGCUCUUACUACUCAAGCUCAUUCUUUAUCUUUUAUUAAGGUUUAUAAUAAUUUGUUUUUUUCUACCGAACAUUUAUCUUCUUUUAUAUUCCUUAAAGUUUUAAAAAUUUAUGUCACUUCUGAAAUACCAAGAAAAUUUUGGCUCUGUAACAUGGUUUUACCAAAUCUAGAAGUACUAGAUGUAUUUCGUGAUGAAUUUACUCCUUUUAGAUUUUAUAAAUGUCUUAUUGAUCAUUCUUCUUCUAAAUUUAAAAGAAUUUAUUGGAAUAGAUUACUUGCUACCCCUCCUGAUAAUAAAGAAUUUCAAGAUUUUAUUAGAAUUAUUUCAAGAUCUUUUAAUUCUCUAAAUUUCGUCACUAUUUGGUAUUCCGAUGAUUUUAUUGAUGAUUUUAUUCAAUUAUUAUCAAUUUGUAAAAAUUUAAUUGGAAUUAAGAUUUGUGCUAAAGAUUUAAAUGAUGAAAAUAUUAUGAUUAAUGCUGAAAAUAUUUUAAAAAUUAUUAUUGAUAAAGCUCCAAAAAAUUUUUCUAUUUUAAAUUUUGAUGAUGAUAAUGUUUUAAAAUGUUUUAGAAUAGCUGAUUUCUUGGAUUUAGAAGAUAAAGAAUUUAUAAGUGUUAUUGACUUUUAA